This is a messenger RNA of Zeugodacus cucurbitae (melon fly), 2139 nucleotides long. RefSeq names its product carnitine O-palmitoyltransferase 2, mitochondrial (gene CPT2). Gene Ontology annotation, cellular component: mitochondrion. The transcript is spliced from 4 exons. The coding region runs from base 101 to 2104 and encodes 667 amino acids. The record is from RefSeq and is a predicted model, not a curated record. Gene Ontology annotation, biological process: fatty acid beta-oxidation. NCBI's taxonomy places the organism in Eukaryota, Metazoa, Arthropoda, Insecta, Diptera, Tephritidae. Gene Ontology annotation, molecular function: carnitine O-palmitoyltransferase activity.
GCGAUCAUUAUUGUCAUUAUAAUUUCUGUUUAUUUUGUGUUUGUCAUAAUUGCUAUAAAAUAUAAUCUUGGGGGCGAAGGUCAUUGCAAAGUAACCAAAAAUGUUGGUGCUAAAUUUACGUAGGCAAAUUUCUUUACAAAAUGGUUUGAGUUUGUGCAAAAGAAACUCUGCUAUGAAUCAAAAUAUUUAUCAGUUUCUACAUCGUUCAAAAUUACCUACUUAUUAUUUCCAAAAAUCAUUGCCACGGUUACCAAUUCCUAAAUUACCGUUAACUAUUGCACGGUUUCUUGCUGCUGUACAGCCCAUAAUAGAUCAGGAAGAGUAUGAUCGUACUGUUCGUAUUACGGCUGAUUUCCUUAGGGGUGACGGGGCUGAGCUGCAGCAAUUACUACGAAACCACGACAAAUUAAACUCACAUAGCAGCUAUAUAUCAAAGCCAUGGUUCGACAUGUAUUUGAGUGAUAGAAGUCCAUUGCCUCUUAACUAUAAUCCGUUGCUCAUUAUGAAGCACGAUCCCUUAAAAGAAAACCAGGACCAGCUGCUGCGUGCUACUAAUUUAGUGAUAAGUUCCAUGAGAUUUUGGCGGUCGUUACAAGCAGGUUUAUUGGAACCUGAAAUUUAUCAUCUGAAUGCUAAGAAAAGCGAUACGGAAAGCUUUCGGAAGAUUAUGCGUUUUGUUCCUCAAAGGGUUGCCACAUAUGCAGCAUAUGCUUUCAAAGCUUUCCCACUAGAUAUGAGUCAGUAUAAUCGACUGUUUGGUGUAUCUAGAAUACCAGGAAAAGGCAAAGAUUCCUUAGUGCAAAAUAAAAAUUCAAAACAUAUAUUAGUCAUACGCGGCGGCAAUUUAUAUUCAGUAGAUGUGUUGGACGAAAGGGGAAAUAUAGAAAAACCAGAUGUGAUACUCAGACGCUUACAAAACGUUUUAAUACAGGCCGAUAGUUAUGGAGCUGCCACUGUGCCUAUUGGGCCUUUGACGGCUAUUCAUCGGGAUGAAUGGGCGACUUUGCGGCAAUAUUUAGCAGAUAAUAUUGGAGGAGGGGAAAAUAAACAACUACUUGAAACAGAAGUAGAUGCUGCUUUAUUUUGCCUAUGCUUAGAUACCCCUGAUUCCCCAAUAUACAGCGAAGAAAAUGUUGUGCCACUGAUCAAGAAUUUGCUAGCUGGGGAUGGUAUAAAUCGUUGGUUUGAUAAAUCAAUAUCUUUGAUUGUAACUGCGGAUGGUACGGCUGCUGUCAAUUUCGAGCACUCCUGGGGCGAUGGAGUUGCGGUACUAAGAUAUUUCAAUGAAAUAUACGUUGAGACUAUAAAAAAUGCCUUUGCAAAGCCUGGCACGACACUUCCUGAUGCUGAAAAUAUAAAUGGUGUAAGACCUAUCAAACUGAAAACAGACGAAAUUAUAGAAAGUGCCGUAAAAAAAGCUAUAACGAAUAACAAUCAUAUAAUGGAACAAUUCAAUGUUAAUAUGUUAAAGUUUCCGCACAUAAAUAAAGGUAUAUGCAAACGGCUUGGUGUGAGUCCUGAUGCCAUAAUGCAAAUCUCUUUUCAAGUCGCAUAUAAAAGAGCUUUUAAUGAUUAUGUUGGCACUUAUGAAUCGUGUAGUACGGCGGCAUUCCGGCACGGCCGUACAGAAACUGUGCGUCCAUGCACGAUGGCAACCAAACGCGUUUGUGAAAGUUUAGAGCGUAAGCAGCUGGAUUUAAACGAGUUAUUUUCUUUGAUAAAACAGUGUUCUAUUGUGCAUAGUGAGCUAACGAAAAAUGCUGCAAUGGGGCAAGGUUUCGAUAGGCAUUUGUUUGCUCUAAGACAUCAAGCUGAACUGCAUGGAAAACGUGUGCAUGGUUUAUAUGAAAGUGAUGCAUACGCCAAAAUCAAUCACAACAUCAUUAGCACUUCCACGCUAGCAUCCGAUGCUUUGUUGGCGGGUGCUUUUGGUCCAGUGGUAAGAGAUGGAUUGGGCAUCGCAUAUUCAAUACAAAACGAUUAUUGUGGAGCAAUUGUUUCCUCUUAUGAAAAGCAGCGCAACGGAAAAGAGUUUGUUGACAGUCUGGAAACAGCAUUUUGUGAUAUAUCUAAUAUUUUAGAGAAAGUAUCGAAUUACACUUAAAGUAAAUAAAUUAAAUAUACUUUUUAUACGAAAAA